Cucurbitaria berberidis CBS 394.84 is the source of this 2010-nucleotide messenger RNA. RefSeq lists its product as uncharacterized. The record is from RefSeq and is a predicted model, not a curated record. The transcript is spliced from 6 exons. Bases 1 to 2010 code for a protein of 669 amino acids. Lineage: Eukaryota; Fungi; Ascomycota; Dothideomycetes; Pleosporales; Cucurbitariaceae.
AUGGCCGACCUGGAACCUAUUGGGUACCAGUUGGUUAUCACCACCUUUGUUUUUGGAUUUGUAGCGCUUUCUACGCUGGUAAUCCGAUUGUGGUUCAGGGCGCGUUAUAGGAAGUACGAUGUUUCCGAUCUCUGCUUGAUAGCCGCUAUGAUAUGCGCCAUCCUCCAGAGUGCCAUUCAACUUAUCCUCGUCUUCAAUUUUGGCUAUGGCAAAGCGAAGGCAGACAUUCCUGCACACAUGCGCAACUCCUUGUGGCCGUCAAAGUUGGCAUACAUCAAUCAGAUGUUGUUCAAACUCACCACGCCAUUAUCCAAACUAUCUCUAUGUUUGUUGUAUCGCCUCAUGUGCUCUAAAUCUACGGACACGGUCAUUAGGAUCACAAGAGUAGCUAUCUGGGGUACAAUUCUACUUAUCGUUGGGGCGUAUGGCUCUGCUCUCCUAAUCACCAUCUUCCAGUUCUUCAACCUUAUCACAUCCGUUAUGGUGAUUACGUUGCCAAUUCCCACCCUUAUAAAGUUCAAGGGCCAUCGUCCCGAAGUAAAACAGCUGCUCGGAUUGAUCCUCCUUGGUCUCGUUCACACAAGCCUAACUAUCGCACGCUUCGUCAUCAUGUUCUACCCCGACCCCCACACCAAGACCGAGCCGCAAUACGCACACAUCAUGUCCAACUGCUUAGCCGUAGUCGAAAUGGAUGUUGGAAUCUGGGUCGCAACACUUGUCGUUAUGCGACCCGCUUUCCAGGCUUUCUAUCGCAUCUUCCACCCGAAUCACAGACCAGAAGGAUCGACCUCCUUGUACUACGGCCGUUCAGGAAGCGAGAAGGGUGGAAAUUCGUAUCAUAUGAGGGACUUCAGUGCGAGAGGGAAAAUGAGGGAAGAUGAGUUUCAUAUCCUGGAGACAACAGAGAUCCAAGUCACGAUUGCAUACCUGGUCUUUGCAUCACCAGCUCACGCCGCUCUUGUAAAAUCUGUUGUCGUGCCCAAUAUAUGGGGAGAAGACGCGCCCGCUAGAAUUGAGCCCGGGAAACGGUCAUGGCCCAACUCCGGAACACCGGAUCUGGAGCAUGUGCUGAGGAAAAGGUGCACCGAGUACGCCAUUGACGACAACGAGGCUCGUGAGCUAUACGACAAGAUCAAACCUGGCACUGAAGAGGACGCCAUACUCGCAUUGUUCCUCACAAAUCUUCCAAAUCUGCAAAAGCUAGAUGUGAACCUUGGGAUAGCCACAGAUAACGUGUUCUUCAUUGCCAUGCUUGAGCGCGUGGCACAACGGGUCAAGCCGUUUGGAAAGAUUCCAUGGGACCCAACUAAACUUCCUGCAGUGGAGACAUUCGGCUCAUUGGAAUCGACCGCCUUUUCGGUUCCUAUUGAUGUAAUGGUCAAAGGAUUCAACGAUAAAUACCCCAACGAUCCCGAAUAUCUGAUGGGCGACAGCGAAUCUCCGCCAGGUUUGAUCAAGGGCCCCUUCGCAAAAUUGAAGCCUCGUUCAUGUGCCGUCGAGUACAUUGAACUCCGAACCUCGAAACUGCACAAAGAUAAUUUGCAAUUCUUGAUGAACGCUACAAUUCCUGGGAAGCUGAAGACAUUCAAUUACGAAAUCGGAUGUACCUGGGCAGGGUGCAACGUUGAACACCCUGCCAUAAUGCAGAGUCUAGAAGCACAUCACAACACGCUGGAAUCUCUGGGCCUUAGCCAUGCAGAUUUCUACCCCUAUCAGUUCGAUAAUGAUCAUGAGAAGCUUUUUCCUGUCUCAUUUACCCAGUUCAAGACACUCAAACACCUCAAAGUGGCCCCGGUGUUCAUCUGGGGCCACACCGGCUUUUCACAACAGGAACUCUGGAUCACAAGAGCGCAUCAGCAGAGCAUAGCAGACGAAGGAGCCGAUGUCGAGUUUGUUCCAAACUGUUUGAUCCCGGCCCUCGAGCAUGUCAUCCAGCGAAAGGUUCAAGUUUUUCCCAACCUUAAGUCCCUCCGUAUCGAAUUCCCACUGCUAGCUUGGAAGAUUCCAUGA